Messenger RNA from Penicillium chermesinum, 765 nucleotides. It is a transcript of the gene cdc31, whose product is annotated as putative cell division control protein Cdc31. The coding region runs from base 1 to 765 and encodes 254 amino acids. The record is from RefSeq and is a predicted model, not a curated record. NCBI's taxonomy places the organism in Eukaryota, Fungi, Ascomycota, Eurotiomycetes, Eurotiales, Aspergillaceae. Gene Ontology annotation, biological process: spindle pole body duplication. The transcript has 2 exons. Gene Ontology annotation, cellular component: half bridge of spindle pole body; mitotic spindle pole body. Gene Ontology annotation, molecular function: microtubule binding; calcium ion binding.
AUGGCCUCCGGCCAACCUUUUGCGUCGCGUUCGUACGCUGGCAGCAAGCUCCCCGAGCGCUCUGUCACUGCCAACGCCAUGCCCUUCAGCGCUUCGGCAUUCUCCCGACAUCGCGGCAUGGGCCAAACAGCGCCCACUGACUUUGGCGCGCCAGAAGGCCCCAAGCAGAACCAGCAGCCCGCCGCCGCGCAGGGAGCCAUGCAGUCCCAUGGCGCUGCGCAAGAAGCCAACCUGAACCGCUUGACUGAGGAGCAGCGAGAAGAGAUCAACGAAGCAUUUACACUCUUCGAUCUUGAUCGCGACCGCCAUCUCGACUACCAUGAACUUCGCGUCGCUUUCCGUGCCCUCGGCUUCACCCUCUCCAAACAAGAACUCAUCUCCCUUCUCACAACCUACGGCGUGCCCCGCCCACAAGUACAGCAGCAGCAACAACAGCAAGGCGGAGCCUCCAGCGCCAAUCAAGGCCCCAAGGGUGGGAACCCCCAGCACCCGUCGAACCUGCUCAUGCCGCUCUCCUCCUUCCAAUCAAUCACCGCGCUGAAGAUUCUCGAGCGGGACCCUCGGGAUGAGAUCCUGCGCGCUUUCGAGCUGUUUGAUGAAGGGGGCAAGGGCUACAUUGACCUGGAGGAUCUUCGUCGGGUUGCGCGCGAGCUUGGCGAGACGGGUCUUGAGGAGGAGGAGCUGAGGGCUAUGAUUGAGGAAUUUGAUCUUGAGGGUGUGGGGGGUGUGACCCGUGAGGCUUUUGUUGGGAUCUGUUGGCAGUGA